This is a messenger RNA of Oncorhynchus gorbuscha (pink salmon), 951 nucleotides long. RefSeq names its product periphilin-1-like. The record is from RefSeq and is a predicted model, not a curated record. The coding region runs from base 208 to 936 and encodes 242 amino acids. The transcript is spliced from 7 exons. Lineage: Eukaryota; Metazoa; Chordata; Actinopteri; Salmoniformes; Salmonidae.
CUCCAACGUGCGUAUUGUUUAUAGCGUGUCUAAAUGUUUGUGUUAGUAAAUGUGUAUUUGUUCUAAAUACCGAUUUCGUUUUGAGCGAAUUAACUCAGCAUGGACUGUGGACUAGCUUGAGCAUGUAGCUAGCUAACUUAGUAUUGACUGUUUCUAUUGGCAUUACCAACUCCCAAUACUACCACAUAGACUUGUCCAGACAAAACAAUGGCCUACAGGAGAGACAGAAACAUGAGGGAUGUCUACGAUGAACGCUUCCUACCAGACAGACCGGCCCCAUAUCCCAGAUCAGCUGUAGCAGGGCCUGUAGAGAGGAGGCCGGCUGGUUUCGGAAGGCCAGACGAGGAGUACAAUCGAGGGUUUGAGUAUGACGGGCCUCGCUUUUAUCCAAAUGGAGGCCCUCGAGGUUACCAUGGCGAGGAUCAAAGAGGCUACCAUGGCGACAGCCUUCAUUUUCCUAAUGAGCGCAGAGGUAUCCCACCUUCCCGGAGACCGGAGGAGCCGUACCCCUACCCUUCUAGACCACCUCCUAGAGAGGACCCCCAUACAACACGCCAGAUGGAGUUCAGAAGCAGUGGCCGUGCAGUACCCCCUCCCCCCAGCGUCAGGGCUCAGGGGAUGUACCCUGCACCCCGCUCCCUGUCUGCUGUGGUCCCAGAGGGGGGGGAUGACACCCUGAUGCAGGCCAUCCUAAACCUGGACAGAGGAAGGAAAGGCCCCUUGCCUCCCCUGAGAGCAGACGUCCCCCCCUCCCCCCACAGCCGGUCCGGCUCCACCGUCAGUAGCAAGAGUUACUCUCCUGACAGAGCCAAGGGUCUCCCCCACCCCGCCCAGCAGAAAAGUAAGUACCUCCCCCACCACUCACUCCCUACCAAUCAUGUUCCUCUUGGGUUGCAUUUAGUUCAGCAGCUUAUGAAGAGCUGGGAUUCCAGCUAAACUUGUCCAAUAGAC